AUGGACGGCGACUCCGACGGGAGUCCAGCGGGAUCCCCAGCCAAAGUGCUGGCGAACCAGGCUGUGUCUGCCCUGACCGCGGGUAUACGGGCGCUCGUGUACCAGCUCCAGGCGCUCUACCUCCGUGCCCCGGUGAAACUCUUUCGCCCGCUGCGCUUCGAUUACCUCGCCUAUGUCCGCCAGCUUGCCAACAAAUAUACGGGGAUGUUGGACAAACCGUACCGGUUCCGUACCCAUCUGAGUCUUGGCAUUCUCAUGCUGGUGUAUAAGGAAGAAGGGUGGCGGUUUAUCCCCGAAAAAGUGCUCCCUCCGUUAGUGGCUAAUCUGGCCACGGGGCUUAUCCUUUAUGUCACCUACCUUAGUGCUUUAGAGCACUUUGACCCGCGUACUCGGCGAGCGAACAUGGUAUACUCUCCCGUCGACACCUGGCGGGCCGGGUUUUUGGCGGGGAUGGCCCAGUCGUUGGCGGCGGCUCCCAUCGAUGCCAUUUAUACUCGGCUGCUGGCGCUGGAGUUGUUGCUGGGCAAACACGAGAACUUGUGGGUGUACGGGCUCAACAAGCUUAAGGAAGUGGGGCUUGUGGGGGUGUUUGCCGGGUACCUGUUUCUGUUCGUCAAGGAGCUGUUUGGGUUUGCCUUCUACUUUUCGACGUUUGAAGCGGUUAAGACGCACGGCUACCGCAUGGCCUACUCGCUUACUAAAUGGUGGCGCAAACUAAAGACUAAUGCCAAACAUACGUUGCCUUAUAUCUUCGGUGAGGUGGAGAAGAUCGACCCGCAAAUCGCCUACAUCGAGAAUACUCGCUCCGCUCGCGUGCUUAAAGGGCUGUUUAUCCUUUUGGCAGGGGCGCUGGCAGCAUUCUCGUUGCUCGCCAUCCAGUACCCCAUCACCAAAGUACAGAAGUUGCACUUGCUGCGGCUUGAGGCCCUCGACAUUUACAACCGCAACCAGAUGAACCGACCGUUUUUCCACUUAUACUACAACUCGUACGUCGACACGUUCAAGCAGGUGGCGAAGAUGCAGGCCAAGCUGAAGUUGACGUGGUUCCAGUUUAUGUAUAAGGGGUUUGCCCGCAACGCCCUCGGUACGGUACCGGCAACAUCGAUUGGUCUUUUAGUAUUCGAAAUCAUGCGGACAAAACUCGCCACUACCUUGGACGAGGACGACGUGUUGGGAGCAUGA
Molecule: messenger RNA, 1182 nt
Organism: Diutina rugosa
Lineage: Eukaryota; Fungi; Ascomycota; Pichiomycetes; Serinales; Debaryomycetaceae
Exons: 1
Coding region: 1-1182 (393 amino acids)
Biological process (GO): mitochondrial L-ornithine transmembrane transport
Molecular function (GO): L-ornithine transmembrane transporter activity
Source: RefSeq, a predicted model, not a curated record